UCCCGGCUGCGAAGGGACGACUGGCCUCUGCCGCCUCCGCGAGCUGUUCCUGCGGCGCGCCUUCCCCGGAGGAACCGGUCGCGCUGUGCUCGGGCGCCCAGCACAGCCCCAGCCCCCGCCCCGGCGUGGGGGCGCUGGGCCCGCGCGUGCGCAGCGCCUGAGGGGCGCGGGCCGGGACCCCCGCCCGGCGCGUGCGCGGACGCAGCACUGGGCGGCGGGCGCGCGCCGGGAUGAGUCUCCGAGCGCAGUAGCAGCACUGAGAAGAUCGGGGGCCAAGAGGAGCGCGCGCCGCCCGCGCCGGGCCGGGCCAUGGCGUUCCUGGCCGGGCCGCGCCUGCUGGAUUGGGCCAGCUCACCGCCGCACCUGCAGUUCAACAAGUUCGUGCUGACUGGCUACCGGCCGGCCAGCAGCGGCUCCGGCUGUCUACGCAGCCUCUUCUACCUGCACAACGAGCUGGGCAACAUCUACACGCACGGGCUGGCCCUCCUAGGCUUCCUGGUGCUGCUGCCGAUGACCAUGCCUUGGGGUCAGCUGGGCAAGGAUGGCUGGCUGUGGGGCACACACUGUGUGGCCUGCCUGGCCCCUCCCACAGGCUCUGUGCUCUACCAUCUCUUCAUGUGCCACCAAGGGGGCAGCCCUGUGUAUACUCGGCUCCUUGCCCUGGAUAUGUGUGGGGUCUGCCUUGUCAACACCCUAGGGGCUCUGCCCAUCAUCCACUGCACCCUGGCCUGUAGGCCCUGGCUGCGCCCAGCCGCCCUGGUGGGCUACACUGUGCUAUCAGGCGUGGCUGGCUGGCGGGCCCUCACCGCUCCCUCCACCAGUGCCCGGCUCCGCGCCUUUGGUUGGCAGGCUGCUGCCCGCCUCCUGGUGUUUGGGGCCCGAGGAGUGGGGCUGGGCUCUGGGGCUCCGGGCUCCCUGCCCUGCUACCUGCGUAUGGACGCGCUGGCACUGCUCGGGGGACUGGUGAACGUGGCCCGGCUGCCAGAGCGCUGGGGACCCGGCCGCUUCGAUUACUGGGGCAACUCGCACCAGAUCAUGCACCUGCUCAGCGUGGGCUCCAUCCUCCAGCUGCAUGCCGGUGUCGUGCCUGACCUGCUCUGGGCCUCCCGCCACGCCUGCCCCCCCGACUGAGCCACCUCCCGCCCGCCACGCCGGCCUCUCUACAGUCUUCUAGGACCAACAGUGCCCUGCUCCGCUCCUGCUGCCGGUGUCCAAGGGCUGCUUCCUGGGCACUUCCCACCAACAGGACUCGGCAUCUGUUUGUCCAUUCUUCCCUGUGGACAGGACCAGCCUCUUCGAUCCACACCUCGGAGCUCCACCUCCCAUCCUUGCCUUCUUUUGGGGUACUGUCUGUGUAGGCUAGAAGGAAACCUUUCCUUCCUGGGCCUCAGUUUAUCUUCUGUGACCUUGGAGGGUAUGGCCAGAGGGUUCUGGGGUCAUGUCUUGCUAUGACAGAAUUCUACCGGCCCAGAGCUGUCACCCCACCCUGCCCCACACAUAAGGUACCCCAUGGGUGCCUUGCCCAGCCUUCAGCCCUAUUUCCUGACCUCUGCAUGCCAGCCCUCCCAGCUGCCUGAGGCUCACCCUCCCCUUCAACUUUCUGUCCAGAGACCGUGGACUGAGGGGUUUGGUCAACAGGACCAGCCUCUUAUCCCAGGACCAAGGGACAGGAGGGGGCUGCAGCUGCUGUUUCCAAGCAGCUGGCACAGAGACUCGAAGACCUGAGUGGGCUGAGGGCCCACCCUCCACCCUGAGUGCUAUGCACUGAUGGCUCAACCAACAUACUGGGGACGUGCCUGCUCAGGAAGUCUCUGCAAAGCGCAUGCUCCUAGCCCCAGUGUGCUGGCCUGGGGCCCUGCAUCAGGGCUCAGCCACUGCCCAUCACAGGGCCACAGACCCUGUGCGACAUCAAUAAAUGGGGCAGGAAGAGCUGUUACCACACACGCAA
Hyaena hyaena (striped hyena) is the source of this 1948-nucleotide messenger RNA. RefSeq names its product progestin and adipoQ receptor family member 4 (gene PAQR4). The transcript is spliced from 3 exons. The coding region runs from base 310 to 1131 and encodes 273 amino acids. Gene Ontology annotation, molecular function: signaling receptor activity. Gene Ontology annotation, cellular component: membrane. Lineage: Eukaryota; Metazoa; Chordata; Mammalia; Carnivora; Hyaenidae. The record is from RefSeq and is a predicted model, not a curated record.